UUUCCAAUGAACAUGUCCGCCUCGUGGGAGAAGAAAGCGUGUCAAUUAUUAGUGCUUCAAUUUUUUAGCGAAUAUAGCCGGACGAAUGGCACUCUUGUUGAGUUAGCCGCACGAAACUAAUUUGCAGUAGAAAAUGAGUUUUUCGGUGAAAAAGACCGGUGGCAGAAUGUGGCACGAGGCACGCAAGCAGGAGAAGAAAAUUCGCGGAAUGCUGGUCGAUUAUCGCCGUCGGGCAGAACGUAGACGAGAUUACUACGAGAAAAUCAAAUCAGAUCCUACGCAAUUUCUCCAGCUACAUGGCAGACCAUGUAAAAUACAUUUGGACCCAGCGAUAGCUGCUGCGGGUGAUAGUCCUGCAAAUAUGAUGCCUUGGCAAGGCAAUGAGGAUAACCUUAUAGAUCGCUUUGACGUACGAGCACACCUUGAUUGGAUACCAGAAGCACCCGACACAAUUGAUGUUGACAUUGCUCUAACAAGUGAAGAUAGACAUAUCAACUAUGAACGUUAUCGUAUUAUUGUUCAGAAUGAAUUUUUAGGUGUGGCCGAAGAGAAGUUUCUUCAUCAGAUAUAUUUGGAGGAGCAAUUUGGUUCAUCCACAAAGUUGGAUGCUGCAAAAGAUAAAAAGAAGUCUGCUAAUAAUGCUGCCAUUGGGUACAAUUAUGAAACAGAAGAACCGAUACCUGAGCCAGUAAAAUCAGUAGACCCUAUCAUAUCUGAAGAGAAGGGAGAUGAUGAAGAUAGCGAUAUAGAUUUAGACAUAUGCGUGGAUGUGUCUCAAAUAGAGCUAUCUCAAGCGCAUGAGAUGAAUUUGGUAGCUCAAAAAUAUGGACUCUUAGGUGCUGAUUACUUUAGCUUUUUAACGCAAGAUUUUGAGGAAGCCGAAACUUUGCGGCAAGCCCGGAAACAAGAGGAGGAGAAAGCCAUGUAUUCGGGUCGACGGUCGCGUAGGGAGCGGCGAGCAUUUAGAGAAAAGAAAAUGAUAGGUCGCGUGAUGAGUCCACCUAGUUACGCGGCGAGGGAGAGCCCCGAAUACAAUCCCUACAGAAGAUCCUCUUCCAAGUCACGAUCGCGUUCCGCGUCGCCUGUAAAUACCGGACAGAUUACUUACAUCACAAGUUUCGGCGGCGAGGAGGAAACUCAUGGCAGUACUUCGCACGUCACAUCGUCGUACUCAAAGAAGGUCAAUUAUUCGUACCUCAGGCGCCGGCGAUCGGAGAGCCCUGCUUUCAGCGAGAGAACAGUCAGUAGGAAACUGUCCAAGUCUAGGUCGAGAAGUUGUUCACGCUCAGUUAGUAGGACUAAAUCGUAUAGGACACGCGAUAGAAAACGAAGUGGAUCUAGAAUAAGAUCGAGAAGACCUCGCUCGAGACCUCGAAAGUUCACUAGAUCAAGAACAAGAAGCUGGUCGAGACGAUCUCGAACGCGAAGUAAAUCGCGAUCGCGUUGCAGGAGUAUCAGCAGAUCCCGGUCGUUCACUGUUUCCCGAUCUAGAUCACGUUCGCGCGCCAAGAGGUCCAGAAGCGUAUCCUCGAGCAGCGUAUCAAAGUCAAGAUCAAGAUCGAGAUCGCGUAACAGGAGCCACUCGAGAGAUAGCUAUCGAAAAAGACGUUACUCGCCGUCUAAGUCAAGAUCCAAGUCACGAUCGAGAUCGAAGUCCCCGACGAGAUCUAGAAGUCGUUCGAGAAGCCAGUCGAGUUGCAAACGAUCACGGAGCGAUGACAACAAGACACCAGCAUUGCCAAGGUACUACGGGCGCCGUGGGAAGUCAUCGAGUCUUGAACUAGAGCUGUCCGAUAACGAAGAGAAAACCAAUCCCGCGACAUCGGCGAAGCCGCCGAUAAUUAACACAAGCACGAACAAGCCAAAAGCAGGGUUAAGUACAAAUUCUGGUGGCGGACACAAAACACUGAAAAUUACACCUCAGGAGCGGCUUAAGAAAAAAAUGCAGGCUCUACUGAACAGACAAUAUAAAGCUGACAAGAAGGCUGAGCAACUGAGAAUUGAGAAAAUGGAGCAACAGCGGCAGGACCGGGAAGACGAGAUUCGAGAGAUGUCAUUAAAACUACGUAGAAAACAAAGAGAGCGGAGGCAUCGCUAUGAAGGCCACAGUUCCGAUACACGUUCUUCCGCGUCUCGCACGCCAAGCCCGAGCCGUAGUCCUCGACAUCACGUUGUACGUCGCGAGAGGAGAGAUCGGGACGCAGAUGGCGAUCGUGAGAGGGAAAGAGAAAGGGACAGGGAAAGAGACAGAGACAGGGAAAGAGAUUACCGACGCGAUGAUCGCGAUCGCGAUCGCGAUCGUGAUCGCGGUAGAAACGAUUCGCGUAGAAGGCACAGAGAUUCACCACUUCGCUCAUUGAGUCCCAGGAGCAGUCGAGGCCUAGUCGACUAUUGACUUCGGGAUACACGUUUCAUCUUCCAUCCGAAUGUUAAAAGAGAUGAAUUAAAAUAUGUUUUAAAUACUUUCUAUUCAACCGCAUUCCUUCCUUAAAUCGCUGCUGCUGACAUUUUAAGGGGAUCGUGUGCUAUGGGAAAAUUCUACGAAAUUUAUCACCAGCAUCACUAUUCUCAAAAGCACUGCAAAAUAAUAUGGCAUAAAUCUGCUAUUAUAUCAAAUAAAUGGAAGUAUUUCCGUGUA
Molecule: messenger RNA, 2638 nt
Organism: Harpegnathos saltator (Jerdon's jumping ant)
Lineage: Eukaryota; Metazoa; Arthropoda; Insecta; Hymenoptera; Formicidae
Product: CLK4-associating serine/arginine rich protein
Exons: 14
Coding region: 134-2395 (753 amino acids)
Source: RefSeq, a predicted model, not a curated record